AUGGGUUCAUUUGCCCAGGGAGCACUGCCCAAUACGGAACAUCACCAGCACCAGAGCCGUGACAGGUCCCCUCUGAGGUUGGUGGACAAGGAACCCGUCGUCGACUACAGGUGCUACGGCAACAAGAUUGGAGGUGGGGACAGAGGAGCGGAAUCCGCACAACAUCCCCAACAGCAAGAGCAACAACAGCAUCAGCAACACAACGUCGACGGCUUUGACGCUCAUCGUCAGCACCUGGUGCACCCGUGCAUGAGCCCGCAGAACCACUUGACACCACUGGUUCCCGAACCGGGUCACCAUCAACACCACCACCACCACCACCACCCGGGGAUCCACCUACCGGGGUACCCGCCGGACACGGGGCUCGAACGUGGGUCCCACCAGCAGCACCACCACCAUCACCUCCAUCACGCCCCGCCCACAGUGGAUUUCGCCGCCAUGCCGUCAGCGUUCGUGGCCCAUCAGCCCGGCUCGUCGUCGACAGCAGUGGCGGACGAUGGCGGGCCGUGCAGCAGGUACGACCCCGCCGCCGCCGCGGUGGCCGUCGCCAUGCAGCAUCAUCCACUUGGUUACCCGUAUCACGCUGACGAAGUCUACUUCGAUUGUAAUGACGAAGACGGAGUUUUCUAUCAUAACGGAGCCCCGUACAGAGUUCAACGUCACGCUGCGAACAUCCGGGAAAGAAAGCGAAUGUUGAGAGACGAGCAAGCAGUCUCACCUUCUGAACGCCCGCCCUUGUUUGCUUCCCCGCGAAUCAACAGCAUCAACUCCGCCUUCGAGGAGCUCCGCCUGCACGUGCCCACGUUUCCUUAUGAGAAGCGCCUGAGCAAGAUCGACACCCUGCGACUCGCCAUCGCCUACAUCGCGCUGCUCCGCGACUUGCUCAACUGCGGCGAACUCGAUCCCGUCACGUUCAUCGCCAAGUGUCUCCGCGGCGAAAUCACGGGCCAUCGCACACAGGACUGGAACACCAGCGACCUGACGGCGCGUUUGACGUGGAUCAACUGGGAGAACCUGGGAGUAAAUCCAAGUUGCAGAGCUGCAUUCGCUGCGAUGUCCUUCCAAAAUCAACAGGAUCACGGUGGCAUUUGA
Notodromas monacha is the source of this 1092-nucleotide messenger RNA. The record is from the annotation of a GenBank genome assembly. Lineage: Eukaryota; Metazoa; Arthropoda; Ostracoda; Podocopida; Cyprididae.